Molecule: messenger RNA, 1008 nt
Organism: Drosophila willistoni
Lineage: Eukaryota; Metazoa; Arthropoda; Insecta; Diptera; Drosophilidae
Product: trypsin-1
Exons: 2
Coding region: 140-982 (280 amino acids)
Biological process (GO): proteolysis
Molecular function (GO): serine-type endopeptidase activity
Source: RefSeq, a predicted model, not a curated record
UUGAUAAGGUUUUCAAAGUUUCUUCUGGCCCAGCAUGAUACAAGGUUUACCUCGACGGGUGGUCAUGCACCUCUAACUAUAUAAGACUCUUGACUUGAACUCUUUAAGCCAGUAGAUUUUCUUUAAUCAAAACCUUACAAUGUGUAUAUUGAGGCAUAUAUUUCUGAUACUUCAGUUAACUAGCUAUUUUUAUGGCAUUUUUGGUGGUGUCUGUCUAAUACCGUCGCCAGUGAAGAGGCAAAGUACACGAUCUAUUCUCGAUCAUUUUAUACCCAUGCAUCCCCGUUUGGAUGGUCGUAUUGUGGGUGGACAUCGUAUAAAUAUCACAGAUGCUCCACAUCAAGUUUCAUUGCAGACAUCGAGCCAUAUUUGUGGUGGUUCAUUGAUAUCAGAGGAAUGGAUAUUAACUGCAGCCCAUUGCACUUAUGGCAAGACAGCAGAUCGUCUACGCAUACGUUUGGGUACUUCGGAAUUCGCACGCAAUGGUGAAUUGUUGAGGAUACAGAAAAUCGUACAACAUGAGAAAUUUAAUUUCACAAAUGUCGACUAUGAUUACUCCCUGCUUCAGUUGAAGCAUCCCAUUAAGUUUGAUGAAUCCAAAAAGGCAAUUAAAUUGCCUGAAAAAGAAGAAACCUUCAAUGAUGGCGAAACUUGCCAUGUGAGUGGUUGGGGUAAUACACAAAAUUUGCUGGAAUCCCGUGAAUGGCUGCGUGAAGUGGAGGUGCCAUUGGUCAAUCAAAUGUUAUGCAACGAGAAGUACGAAAAAUAUGGUGGCAUAACGGAACGCAUGAUCUGUGCUGGCUUCUUGGAGGGUGGUAAAGAUGCUUGUCAAGGUGAUUCUGGUGGUCCUAUGGUCAAUGAUGCGGGCGUACUAGUGGGCGUGGUUAGCUGGGGUUAUGGCUGUGCCAAGCCCGAUUAUCCUGGUGUAUAUUCAAGGGUAAGCUAUGCCCGAGAUUGGAUUAAAGAACAUAGCGGUGUUUAAAAAUAAAUAUAAAUCAAGCCUCUUAA